AUGGAUCAGAUCGAAUCCGCGGAGUACAAUGGCUUCGAAACCACCAACGGAGCCUCUCACUCCGACCACGGGUGGAAGAAAGUAGUGUACCCGAAACGCAACCGUAAGCAGAAGCCAUCGGAUCAGACGACGACGGCGAACGGCGAAACCCACGUUCCCAACGGAGACAACGUGUUCCGAUCCCUCGAGGAGAAAGCCGAAGAUCGCCACCGACGGAUCCUCGCGGCGAAGAAGGCUGCUGCUGAUGACUCGGACGAUUCCGAUCCGGCGAGAUCUAAACUCCGAUCCAACGGCUACGAUUAUGACGACAGCGACACUGAAGCAGCUGUGGGGAAGGAGAAUGUGAAGGCGGAGGAGAAGAAGCCGAAGGUGAAGAAGGAGAAGAAGCCUAAGGUGACUUUGGGUGAAGCUGCUGCUAAGAUCGACGCGUCGAAUCUCGAAGCUUUCCUCUUCGAAGCUUCGGAAUCAUAUGCGAGUCAGCCAGAGAUUCAGCUGAUGAGGUUUGCUGAUUACUUUGGGAGAGCUCUCUCUGGAGUCUCUUCCUCUCAUUUCCCAUGGGUCAAAACCUUCAAGGAGUCUCCUUUGUCCAAGCUCAUCGACAUUCCUCUCUCUCAUAUCCCUGAAGCUGUUUGCAAAACAUCAGCUGAUUGGAUCAACCAACGUCCCAUUGAUGCACUUGGGGCGUUUGUAUUGUGGGCAUUGGAUUGCAUUCUUGCAGACUUGGCUGUGCAGCAAGGAAGCGCCAAGGGUGGUAAGAAGGGCGCACAACAACAUGCUACUUCAAAGUCUCAGGUUGCGAUAUUUGUGACGGUAGCAUUGGUAUUACGAAGGAAACCUGAUGCUCUAACUAAUGUAUUGCCAACUUUGAGGGAGAAUCCGAAAUAUCAGGGACAGGAUAAGCUUCCAGUUGUAGUUUGGAUGAUGGCUCAGGCCUCCCAAGGUGAUAUAUCAGUAGGCUUGUACUGUUGGGCACACAACUUGUUACCGGUUGUUAGUAGCAAGAGUUGCAAUCCGCAGUCAAGGGAUCUCAUCCUUCAGUUGGUUGAGAGGAUCUUGUCCAACCCGAAGGCAAGGACGAUACUUGUUAAUGGGGCUGUUAGGAAGGGGGAGAGAUUGAUUCCACCUCCUUCGUUUGAGAUCUUAAUGAGACUUGCAUUCCCUGCAUCAUCCGCAAGAGUGAAGGCUACAGAGAGGUUUGAGGCAAUAUACCCUUUGUUGAAGGAGGUGUCUCUUGCUGGUGUACCUGGGAGCAAGGCAAUGAAGCAAGUCACGCAGCAAAUAUUCACUUUUGCUCUCAAAGCAGCAGGGGAAGGAAAUGCUGUGUUAGCUAAGGAAGCUGCUGCAGUCACUAUCUGGGCUAUCACCCAAAAUGUUGAUUGCUGCAAGCACUGGGAGAAUCUAUAUAACGACAAUCUGGAAGCUAGUGUCAUUGUUCUUAAAAAGCUCAUAGACCAGUGGAAGGAGCGUUCUGUCAAGCUAACUCCUGCUGAUACCCUCACUCUUAACCGAACAAUGAAGAGUUUGAGGCUAAAGAACGAAGAAGCUCUUGAGGGAGGAGCCAAGGGUGCAAGCAUGUCUCUUUACAAAGAUGCAGACAAAUGCUGCAAGGUGAUCUCUGGGAAACUCUCCAGCGGCAGCGGUGUCAUCAAAGGUCUAGCUAUUGUUGCAGUUCUGGCUGCUGCAGGUGCUGCUGCUAUUUCUGCCAACCCGGAGGCUAUAGCGGAGCUGAAGGGGCAGGUGGAGUCGUGGGACCUUAACAAAAUCACUGAGUCAGUGAUGACAGCUUUUAAGAACUAAAGUGAGAGCACCUGGGGGACGAUAAGCAAGAGAAGUAGAAUGUUGCCUUCUUAAUCACUGAGUCUCCUUAUGGUCUAGGUGUUUGGAAAAGCUGCCUUCUUAAUGCUCUCUGAUGACAAAGUUUUCGAAACCUGACCAGAGUUAGGGAGAGGUUAGGCUGAUGAGUGAGAAGAGGUUUCUGUCUUAUAAUUACAUGUGGGAGCAAAGCUCACAAGUUGUAGAAUGCUGUUCCUUAUUUGAGAAUCAUGGCAGGUUUUUUAUGUUUCUCUGUUUUUUUUUUUAAUUUUACUUUCCGGGAAGAACAAUAAAGUUAUAUUUCAUAUUUGCUCUUGUGCUAA
Brassica rapa (field mustard) is the source of this 2135-nucleotide messenger RNA. RefSeq lists its product as uncharacterized. Gene Ontology annotation, cellular component: endoplasmic reticulum; Golgi apparatus. Lineage: Eukaryota; Viridiplantae; Streptophyta; Magnoliopsida; Brassicales; Brassicaceae. The record is from RefSeq and is a predicted model, not a curated record.